AUGACGUCCCGAGUGAGUCCUCGGACUUCAGAAGUAAAUGCCUUAGAACAACGAGGUUAUUUCAUAGGCAAGAAAAUAGGACAAGGCUCCUAUGCCACUGUCCAUCUUGCCGAUUACGUGGAUGGCCAAAGUCCGCGGAAGAUGCGACUUGCUUGCAAGAUAUUCGACAAAGAAAAGGCGCCGAAGGAUUUCCUAGAAAAGUUUUUCCCUCGCGAGUUGGAAAUUUUGACAAAAAUAGAGAACACAAACAUAAUUCAAGUUCACAGCAUAUUGCAACGAGGACCACGCGUCUUCAUCUUCAUGCGCUAUGCGGAUAAUGGCGACCUUCUGGACUUCAUAAAGCGCAACGGAAUAGUACCAGAGCAACAGGCCAAGGUUUGGUUCAAGCAGAUGACACUUGGACUCCAAUACUUACAUGGCAAGAACAUUGCACACCGGGACCUCAAGUGCGAAAACAUACUCCUCUCCCGCAGGUUCAACGUGAAACUUGCGGACUUCGGCUUCGCGCGGUUCUGCGUGGACCAGAAUGGACGUCGAGUGCUCAGCCACACGUACUGCGGUUCGGCAGCUUACGCGGCUCCGGAGGUUGUCAGUGGGACCCCUUACAACCCGAAGCUCGCCGACGUGUGGUCGCUCGGCAUCAUCCUGUACAUUAUGCUCAACGCCGGCAUGCCGUUCGAUGACUCGAAUCUCCGCAGGCUUCUCAAGGAUCAGAUGGAACGCAACUGGGUUUUCCGAACGCGCGUGCGGGACACGCUGUCGGCUCAGGCCAAGGCCCUGGUGAGACACAUCCUGGAGCCGGACAUCACGCUGCGCAUCACGGUGGACCGCAUCCUCAUCCACGAGUGGCUGCGGGCGCGGAAGGACCGCUCCCUGGCGACGAGAAGCGGUACCACGCCGCUGCCCUCGGUCAGCUUCCAGUCCAGGGGGUCGGUCGUGUCGCGGGCCACCGCCCCUCCACCGAGUUCAGUCGCCAGCAAGGCGCGCUGACUCGUCGUGACUGGGCGGAAGCUUUCCAACCUGUUCAGCAGAACGUCACGAACAGCGUCAAGUGCGACUGUAGCCUAAAGGCGAGAAUCUCAUGGAACCAAACUGCUAUUGUGAGGAUUAAUUUCUGAUUUGCGUCGCCUUCUUUUUUCUCUAUUGUGGAAAGAUGUAUCUCAAAAUGAACCACCCACAAUAUUGACAUCAAUGGAUUCUUCUGCUUACGCUUAUA
Molecule: messenger RNA, 1216 nt
Organism: Schistocerca piceifrons (Central American locust)
Lineage: Eukaryota; Metazoa; Arthropoda; Insecta; Orthoptera; Acrididae
Gene: Tssk
Product: testis-specific serine/threonine-protein kinase 3
Exons: 2
Coding region: 1-990 (329 amino acids)
Biological process (GO): cellular response to glucose starvation; intracellular signal transduction; protein phosphorylation
Molecular function (GO): ATP binding; protein serine/threonine kinase activity
Source: RefSeq, a predicted model, not a curated record